AUGAAGGAAGAGAGAUCUGGACUGAGGGGGUUCCUGCAGGUGUCAAGCAAGAAAGAAAGCACCUGCAAAGAGGCUUUCCAUCGAGGACCAUGGCGAGGCUGGGGAUACGAUGAGCACUACGGUCCUAUUCACUGGAAUGAAUUGUUCCCUAUUGCCGAUGGUGAUCAGCAGUCUCCAAUUGAGAUUAAAACCAAAGAAGUGAAAUACGACUCCUCACUCCGACCUCUCAGUAUCAAGUAUGAUCCUGCCUCGGCUAAAAUCAUCAGCAAUAGUGGCCAUUCCUUCAACGUUGACCUUGACGACACAGAGGACAAAUCAGUUCUGCAUGGAGGGCCUCUCACUGGAAGCUACAGGUUGCGGCAGUUCCAUCUGCACUGGGGGUCAGCAGACGACCAUGGCUCUGAGCAUGUGGUGGAUGGAGUGAGGUAUGCUGCAGAGCUGCAUGUUGUCCGCUGGAAUUCAGACAAAUACCCCAGCUUUGUAGAGGCAGCUCAUGAGUCCGAUGAGCUAGCUGUCCUGGGAGCAUUUCUACAGAUUGGGGAACACAAUCCUCAACUGCAAAAGAUCACGGACAUUUUGGAUUCCAUUAAGGAAAAGGGUAAACAAACACGGUUCACAAAUUUUGACCCCUUAUGUUUGCUUCCAUCAUCCUGGGACUACUGGACAUACCCUGGUUCUCUGACGGUUCCACCUCUUCUUGAGAGUGUCACGUGGAUUGUUUUAAAACAACCUAUAAGUAUCAGCUCUCAACAGUUGGCCAGAUUCCGAAGCCUCUUGUGCACAGCUGAGGGCGAGAGUGAGGCUUUCCUGUUAAGCAAUCACCGUCCGCCACAGCCCCUGAAGGGCCGCAGAGUGAGAGCGUCUUUCUAUUAGCACCAACCAGUGGAUCAGCACAACCAGAACACGAAGGGAGCAAACACAAUGGAGCUGAGACAUUCCUAUUUAUGGCUUUUUGAGAAUUUCACGUUUGUGGGUUCCACUUGCCCAGCAGCUUUGGCACCACAGAGAAAACCGGAGGUCUGAAAUAACUUAGCUCAUCACUCCUAGAUUUGCCCUAAUGGAUGUACAAUUGCUAAAUAUUGGAUGUAUGUUAAAGUCACGAAGUACACUGUUUCAGCCUUCCUGACAAUA
Rattus norvegicus (Norway rat) is the source of this 1131-nucleotide messenger RNA. The record is from RefSeq and is a predicted model, not a curated record. Lineage: Eukaryota; Metazoa; Chordata; Mammalia; Rodentia; Muridae.